UGAGAUGAGAGUGAAUCUCUGUUCAUACAGCGAAUAGUUGAAGUGAAAAUCAUAUAUAAUAACACAACACAAUAACACAAUGUGACCUGUAACGUUGUUAUUAAAUACUCAGACGAUUGUAGGGACGUGAAUAUCAGGAUAGAGUCUUUUUGUUGUUUGUUUUUGCGGUUUCUCGGAUUUUAUUUUACUCCUGGGUUUAAAACAUAAUUAGAAAAUGAUCUGACAGUUUAAACUAAACAUACGCUGACAGAGAAAAAGCUUUAUAUCGAACUGAUAUAGCGAAAUAAUAUUCAGGUUAAAUUGGUUUAAAGUGGAUUAGCUCGGAGCUGCGACUCUUUAAUUAUCGGGACCGUUAUGUCUCAAUAACACCGACACUAACCGACCUCCUCAUCCUGUCAGCCCGGGAGGAGGUAGGAAACAGCGGGGCUUUCACAGGCCUGGGACCCUGGCAGGAGGUAGCCUAGCCUAGCUUAGCCUAGCCUAGCUUAGCCUAGUUUAGCGUAUGUGUGGUGUUUACAUGUUUAAACGUUUUUUCGGAAAGUCUCUGACUGCGAUUAGCAUGAAGCUAAUCGGCUUAAAGUACCAGAAACAUUUAAACCCGCAGCAGAACCGUCAUGUUCCGUUAACGUUCUGAACCGGACCUCUGUUACACAAAGACUGUGUAACGGUAAUCCCGUCCGUUACCGGCGGUGUCCGUGUAACGGCUGUGGCCCUCGCCCAGAAACGAGCCGCUGUCUCUCGGAAACACUGGUUCCAAACUCCAAUGAAAACCUGUCAGAAUUAACUGACAUAGCGCUCAUUCAAAGAAAAUACAGUAGAAAACUAAAAGUUAAACUGGUUCUAAGUUCAAACUGUUCCCCCCUUAAGUUCGGCGUGAUUUGAUGCAGCAGACACGGUUACAUGUCUGAACGUCCUGCCGUCGGUACCGCCGCCCCCAGCGGGCAGCGGGGCGCAGGGCGGCGGGGACAAGGUGUCACAGCGCCGGGGAAAAGAUGGAGCGAUAAAAUCACAGAUGAGACAAUGCCGGCCGUUCUUCUUCACUUCCUGGUUGUUGUGGCCCUCCCGGUUGUCAUGGCGACCACGGAGCCCCUGGAUCCCGUUGGCUGGGAGGCCCUCACCUCCUCUCCGCCCCCGUCCCAGAGUCUGAGUCUCUACCAGACCGACGCCACCGACAGCAGCAGCUACUGCCAGAUGCUGCUGGAGUCCGGGGCCCCCCCAGACCAGAUCCCCUGGUUCUGUCUCUGCACUCAAUGCCAGAACAACCAGGGGCCCAAAGGAAGCCAAGGGCCUCGGGGCCUCCCAGGAACUCCUGGAGGUCCUGGGAGAAGAGGGAUGACGGGGGCCCGGGGCCCUCCAGGCUUUGUGGGCCGGCUUGGAGCCAAAGGACAGAAAGGAGAUGAUGGAGACAAGGGAGACCAGGGCCCCCAGGGGCCAAUGGGACCCAAAGGAGGCCGAGGCUUCAAAGGUGAGAAAGGUGAGCAAGGUCUGGAGGGCCGUCAAGGAGACCAGGGGCCCAAAGGAGACGACGGUGUCUGUCCAGAUAACUGCGAGGCCAGCCAGGGGCCUCCGGGACCAUCCGGCUUGCCGGGCCCUGCAGGAGCCAGAGGUCUGCCCGGGACACCGGGGGUGGUGGGGCACAACGGUCUAAAGGGUGACGUGGGUGAUGUGGGGCACCCUGGGGUCCCUGGACCAGGGGGUGAGAAAGGAGAUCAGGGCCCCCAGGGGGAGUGUAACUGCACAGAUGGACUAGAUGGGAGUCCAGGACAGAGGGGGGACAAAGGAGACAAGGGGGAUGAGGGGAGGAUGGGCCCCGAGGGGCAGACAGGGUUACAUGGGGUGAAGGGGGACAUGGGGGCCAUGGGGAUGAGGGGCCCCCCAGGUCUCUGCAUGCCCUCUAUCCAGUCAGCCUUCGCUGCAGGGUUGACGUCCAGCUUCCCCCCACCCAACGCCCCCGUGGUCUUCUCCCAUGUCCUCUAUAACGUCCAAGGCCACUACGACCCCGGGUCCGGCCUCUACACGGCCCCUGUUAACGGAACCUACGUCUUCAGCUACCACCUCACCGUCUACGACCGGGUCCUCAAGGUCGGCCUCUUCUGGAACUUCAUCCCGGUUGUGAAGACCACCGAGCCCAAGGUUCUGGGGACCACGUCUCAGUCGGUGGUCCUCCACCUGUCCAGGGGGGACAGGGUCUGGGUUCAGGUGAAAGAUGUCCUCACUAAUGGCAUGUACGCCGGCAGCGAGGCCAGCACCACCUUCUCUGGCUUCCUGCUCCACCCAGACACCUGUGAUUUGGUUUUACUCAGGGCCCCCAUUCCCCCCAUGAAAACCCCUGAUGGAGGAUACACCUGGGGCAGCACACCCGAGUCCACCUCCCCCCCCCCUCCAGGAGGGUCCCCCUAGCUCCACCGGGAGGAGGGGCCACAUAACUUAUAGUAGUUGACAUGUUAGAUUAGAUCCGCCCUGGAACCAGACCGAGGUCCCAGUCCUCCAACUGGACUCAAACUUUUCUCAGACCAGUUCAGUCCUAACAUCCAGAUCCUACAUCAGAUUGGUCCGGUUCACACCUGGACUCUAGAGACCAGAUCAGGGUUCACACCUGGACUCUAGCAUGGACUCUAGAGACCUGAACCAGGUAUUGAUGUUUAGUUUGAACUGGUUUGACGAAACAGAGACAUAGAACCAGAGCCAGAUCGUCCUAAACACAGAGAUCCCCCAAAACACAGAGGACGUCUUCGUCUACACAGAGGACAAGAGGACAAUGAGUGUAAACCUGUUUGCAUGUUUGUGUUUGUUUAGUAAAUGAGGUCCUGGAGGAUCCGGGGUGGAUCCUCCAGGACUGUAAUAACAUCCUGUGGUGUUGGUCCCAGUGUCUUUUCUUUGUGUCCUCUUAUAGUUUUUGUCUUUAUGCUCGUCUCUUGUCUCCCAUUUCGUCCCCGUCUUUGUCUCUAAACUGGUUUAACUGCCACAGUCAUCUGAGGAUCUGGACCCUGACACAGCAAAGACCAUGUGCUCCAUUCUCAACAAUAGAACAAAGACACCGGGGACAACAUCAGAGACAACAUCAGAGGAUCUGGAGGACCUGGUUUUAUGGAUCUACGUCUCCCUAAAGUCAGACCUGAACGUCCUGGUUUCUGUUUCUUCAUUGUAACAGAUGAAAAAUAAAAUGAUUAAAACAAA
Molecule: messenger RNA, 3177 nt
Organism: Mugil cephalus (flathead mullet)
Lineage: Eukaryota; Metazoa; Chordata; Actinopteri; Mugiliformes; Mugilidae
Product: complement C1q and tumor necrosis factor-related protein 9
Exons: 5
Coding region: 901-2400 (499 amino acids)
Molecular function (GO): protein binding
Source: RefSeq, a predicted model, not a curated record